AUGGAUCGUAAGACUCCCUACUUCGAAGAUAUGGAGAAACAAUUGGAACUCGCCCUGAAAAAACGAGAAAAGUCAAAACAGGAUCUAGAGGAAUACAUCGAGGAAAUCAAGAUAUGGUUGAAAAGCCAACCUCAUCUACCAGAAAUGCCAGAUAAAAAGAUAAUCAUGAAUUUCUUGUUCAUGAAUAAAUUCAGUGUCGAAGGAACCAAACAACGUCUGGACAUGUAUUACACUAAACAAACCCUGGUACCAGAAUUCUUCGAAAAUAGCCAUCCUGAAAGCUCUAGAAUGCAAUGUUAUCUUGACACAGCAUAUUACAUUCCACUACCAAAAUCCACUGAGGAUGGUUAUCGAAUAUCUGUAUUCAAGUUGAUUAACGCUGAUCCUGAACAUUUCAACGCAUUAGACUUUUUCGGCAGCACCUAUAACUCGAUUGAAAUCCGGCUCCAUGAGGACCAUUUCGUCGGUGAAAUAGUAAUAUACGAUUUGAAAGAUGCCAGCCUGAGACACAUCAUGAAGUUUACUCCUGUUUCACUCAAGAAAGCUGCAACACUGUUAGAAAAAGUACUGAAUAACUCUGUACAACAACUACACAUCCUCAAUUAUCCCUCAUAUGCAGAAAGUUUAAUCAACCUUGUCAAAAAGCUGCUGAAACCGAAGAUUGCUGAAAGGCUCCAUUUACACCAAGGUAUAGACACGAUUUCUGAAUUUCUACCAUCCAGACUUCUUCCAGAGGACUAUAAUGGACAAGAGCGUAGUUUGAAGGAACUGAACGAGUUAUGGCGGAAGAAACUUUCAGAUUACAGAGAGAGAUUUGAUGCUCUAACUACCUUACGAGUUGACGAGACCAAGAGGCCCACUCCAGUUAUCAAUGACGAAAUACUAGGUUUCCAUGGAAAUUUCAAGAAAUUAUGUGUGGAUUAA
Messenger RNA from Phaedon cochleariae (mustard beetle), 924 nucleotides. NCBI's taxonomy places the organism in Eukaryota, Metazoa, Arthropoda, Insecta, Coleoptera, Chrysomelidae. The record is from the annotation of a GenBank genome assembly.